Messenger RNA from Haemonchus placei, 537 nucleotides. NCBI's taxonomy places the organism in Eukaryota, Metazoa, Nematoda, Chromadorea, Rhabditida, Trichostrongylidae. The record is from the annotation of a GenBank genome assembly.
AUGCAUAUCUCAAUCAGAAGUAGCUCUGGGGAGACGAACACUUGUGAAGUGGAACCAUGGCUUACCAUUGGAGGUGUCAAGAUUUUGUUAAAUGUACAUUCCAAGCUCGUCAAAGGUACAUGGGCUCCUCCAGACGAUUAUGUGCUUAUAUUCGCAGGACGAAGGCUUGAAGACAACUAUACUUUGUCCGAUUACGGAAUCCAGAAUGAAGAUAUAGUCGAAGUAGAAUCUCGCUAUCUAAGUGGAGUCAGGGUAGUGUUGUGUUCGUAUUGUGAAGAAGUAGAAUCGCCUCGGAAUAAAGAGAUCGAAAAUUUACUUACAUGCUGCAUUUGCACCGUACGUUACAGCGAGCCAAAGGUACUUCCUUGUCAGCAUACAUACUGUCUGCAGUGUCUCGAAAUGUGCGUGAGGUUUCACAUUAUUUCACAAUCAGGGAAACUUACAUGCCCAAUAUGUCGUGCCGAACAUUCAAUUCCAUCAGAAGGAGUACAGGCGUUCCCAACUUCUGACAACGAGGAAAUUCAAAGUGAUGGGUGA